UGUCAGUCAGUCACUGUUCAACAAAGUUCAAAAACAAAAUUUGUUUUGAUUUGUUAAAUUUUUCUUAUAAAUUCUCCAAAAAUGGAGCCAAAUAUCCCAAAUAAUACAUUGAUAUCAAAAUUACACAUCAAUGAUCAAGACAUCUAUGUACGUAUACAGUGGGAGGACAAUGAAAAUGAUUUAUUUCGCAUAAAAAUUUUCGAUGGCACCAGCAGUUGGUCUGGACGAUUUUCCACUGAAUUUGCUAGAAGCUGCAGGAAUAUGGUUGAAGAAACUGAAGAUGACUAUAAACGUAAUGUCAGAAAUUGCCUGGCCGGCACCAUAGAAGGUUUUACCUUUGACUUUGUUGUUCAAGCAGAAGACCCUAGUGUUGCAAAGUUUAGUUGGAGGAAAUUAUUUGAUGAUUCGACAUUGAUGGCUCAUGGCUCUGUUCCAGUUCAUCUUGAUGACAACCAGGAGUCUAAAGACAGUUUAAUUGACUUCUUGUUGAGGGAGAACAAAGAACUAAGGGAUGUUAUUGAAGUUUACAUGAGGAGAAAUGAUGCACUGACUGACAACCUGGAAAAAUGCAAAGAAGAGUUGGAGGAAUUUGUGAACAUGAAGACUUCCCUAGAAACAAGUCUGUAUGGUAAAUUUAUACAGUUACUCAACGAGAAAAAGAGGAGGAUUCGGCUACUUGAAGAGAAUAUACAGAAAUUCGAAUAAAUUCUUGUGUACCCUUAUUAUUACCUUAUUUGAACCAAAAUAAUGUGUAUCUCUAGGUGUGUGAUGAAUUUAAGAAAUUUUUGUGAUUAUCUAUCUUUGAAUUUAAUAAUAAUAAUUAAAUUGAACUAACAUAAUGUAAUAGGUGUUUGAAAUUUUGAUGAUUAUUGUAUGUUUAAUUUUGUAUUUGAAUCUACUCAAUGCGAGUGUAUUGUGUAGUUGUAAGAAAUUUUUGUCAUAAACAAAUGA
Messenger RNA from Ostrinia furnacalis (Asian corn borer), 951 nucleotides. RefSeq names its product DNA repair protein XRCC4-like. The record is from RefSeq and is a predicted model, not a curated record. Gene Ontology annotation, biological process: positive regulation of ligase activity; DNA recombination; double-strand break repair via nonhomologous end joining. The transcript has a single exon. Bases 82 to 705 code for a protein of 207 amino acids. Gene Ontology annotation, molecular function: DNA binding. Gene Ontology annotation, cellular component: DNA ligase IV complex; DNA-dependent protein kinase-DNA ligase 4 complex; nucleus. NCBI's taxonomy places the organism in Eukaryota, Metazoa, Arthropoda, Insecta, Lepidoptera, Crambidae.